Mus caroli (Ryukyu mouse) is the source of this 3900-nucleotide messenger RNA. RefSeq names its product neuronal growth regulator 1 (gene Negr1). NCBI's taxonomy places the organism in Eukaryota, Metazoa, Chordata, Mammalia, Rodentia, Muridae. The record is from RefSeq and is a predicted model, not a curated record.
CAAGCUGCAGAGGAGCAGAAAGGAGGCGAGGCCGGGAAAAGAGGGAAACUACGCCCGACAACUAGGGAGGGGGCGAGAAAGAGAAGAAACCCACCCACCCACUCAGAAAAAGGGAAAGAGGAAAAAAAAUCUCGUGUGGCGCGCCGCCUGGUUAUCGGGCAGCCUCGCCAGCAGCAGGGGGUGGGAGCCGACGCUGCCGGAGAGCGAGCAGCCUGGCAGGCACGGACAUGGUGCUCCUGGCGCAGGGCGCUUGUUGCUCGAACCAGUGGCUGGCGGCGGUGCUUCUGAGCCUGUGCUCUUGCCUCCCGGCCGGGCAGAGCGUGGACUUCCCUUGGGCGGCCGUGGACAACAUGCUGGUGAGGAAAGGUGACACGGCGGUGCUCAGAUGUUACUUGGAAGAUGGAGCAUCAAAGGGUGCCUGGCUCAACAGGUCAAGUAUCAUUUUUGCUGGAGGUGACAAGUGGUCAGUGGACCCUCGAGUUUCCAUUUCCACGUUGAAUAAAAGAGACUACAGCCUCCAGAUACAGAAUGUUGAUGUGACAGAUGAUGGCCCAUACACCUGUUCUGUGCAGACCCAACACACACCACGGACAAUGCAGGUUCAUCUCACUGUGCAAGUCCCGCCGAAAAUAUACGACAUCUCAAAUGACAUGACCAUCAAUGAAGGAACCAAUGUCACCCUUACUUGUUUGGCCACUGGGAAGCCAGAGCCUGCCAUUUCCUGGAGGCAUAUCUCCCCAUCAGCAAAACCAUUUGAAAAUGGACAAUAUUUGGACAUUUAUGGAAUUACAAGGGACCAGGCUGGGGAGUAUGAAUGCAGUGCAGAAAACGAUGUGUCGUUCCCAGACGUGAAGAAAGUGAGAGUGAUCGUGAACUUUGCGCCUACAAUUCAGGAAAUUAAAUCUGGCACUGUGACCCCUGGACGCAGUGGACUGAUACGAUGCGAGGGUGCAGGUGUGCCGCCGCCGGCCUUCGAGUGGUACAAAGGAGAGAAGAGGCUCUUCAAUGGCCAACAAGGAAUUAUCAUUCAGAAUUUUAGCACAAGAUCCAUCCUCACAGUGACCAAUGUGACGCAGGAGCACUUCGGCAACUAUACUUGUGUGGCUGCCAACAAGUUGGGUACAACCAACGCGAGCCUGCCCCUCAACCCUCCAAGUACAGCCCAGUAUGGAAUUACUGGGAGCGCCUGCGACCUCUUCUCCUGCUGGAGCCUUGCGUUGACACUAUCUUCUGUCAUCAGUAUAUUCUACCUGAAGAAUGCCAUCCUUCAGUGAAUCUAAAGACCCAUGACAGGCUUUUAAGGAGUCUCUGGGAGUGCUGAUGGCUGGAUCCAAUCUGGUGCAGCUAGCUUGAAGCAGCGUGGGGUACAAUCGGCCGUCUGUACGCGGGUGACGCCUUUUGUCUGUGGAAUCGCUGGUUCUGUAAAUACUUUCAUUCUGCUCUCCUUUUGAUUAGACACACGACCGUGUGAAGCACUGCACAUUGUCCCUUUUUUAAGAUGUGAAAGGUCUCAACUUACUUUUAGAGGAUAUUAAUUGUGAUUUCAUGUUUGUAAUCGACAACUUUUCAAAAGCAUUCAGUCGUGGUCUGCUAGGCUUCCGGCUGUAGUUUACAUAACAAAUAUUGCAGUGAACCCAUGAUUCUUUAAGGCUGCAAUACAAGGGUUCCGUGCCCUGUUUCAAUAAGAGUCAACCCACAUUUACAAAGAUGCAUUUUUUUUCUUUUUUGAUAAAAAUUCAAAUAAUAUUGCCUUCAGAUCAUUUCUUCAAAAUGUAACACAUACCUAGACGUCCCUGCUCGCAUGACAUCCAGGUUUUGGAAAUGAGCCUUGUAAUAUAACUCGCUAUGCUUCUCCUUCUAAUCUCAGCAUGGGUGUGCCUUCAUAAAAUAAUCUCUUGGUCUCUGACAAAUACAUAAUGUUUUCCUAAACCUUGCAAUCUGGAAGCAAAAAAAGUAAAUUACACCAAUAAGCUAAACUCCACCCCACUUUGGGGGGGGGGGGCAAGAAGCUAUUAGGCUGUGUCUAGUCAUUACCCAUUGAGCCUGAGAACUUUGCCCACAGCAUCUCAGUUUUCUUGAUAAAACAAUUUAAUAACAUGGUUGAAGUUCAGGUUUAAUAUUAGUGCCACUGUAGGAAAACAUAGCCCAUCACAGGACAGCACAGCUUGUUCAAGAGACCCCUGGUAAAGCAGCAGUCUCCUGCACUAUUCAAGUUGAUGCCCUAACAUAGCUUCUCUGCAUAGACCGCAGCCCUGCCACCCAAGAGACAUGAGGUGGUGAGUGCUCAGAUUAGGCUUUGACAUCAGUAAGUUACUGUGACAGAAACCCUGCAGAUUUCCAUCUGAUUCUCUGUCUUUGGUUGAUAGGAAUGCAUCUUAUGUUCCUUAAAAUUCCAAAAUGUGUUUUAACAAAUAUUGGGCAUCCAUGCAUAACAGAUCAGCCCUGAAGUAACUAAUUCUUCACCAAAAUCUUGUUAGUCAUUACCACUCAAAUUGAUGCCAAAACUGAAGACUCACCAUGUUUUACUGCAUCUUACAGGACAUAUGUGAGAUGCAACCAAAUGGACACACCAGAAGGAGGGCAUCAUGGGAUAUGUUAAUCACUCAAUGAUUGUGAAUAUUACAUUUUUUCUAUUCAAGAAGCAAAACUACAUUUUUUGAAGGAAAAUGCUGUUAGUCUAACUACUAUAUUACAGGAAUAGGCUCAUGGUCUUGCUUUUGACCAAAGAAAGACCAGAGCCUUGAAAGCCAUUUUUCAGGUCUGAUGAAGUUGCCAAUUUCAGCACGCCUAGGUUUCUACAGUGACCUUCUGCACACCCUAACUAAAGACCUACUUUCAAAACUACACCCAAGGACUUUUACAGUGAUUAUUUUAGGUAGUUUAUGUUUUGCCCUAGAAGGACGGCUUUAAAUUUUUGAUUCUUUUCUAAAAAAUUUUAGACCCAAAAGACACCAUAAAUCUAUUUUAAUUAGGAAAACGAAUCAUAAGUGAGGAGACAUAAAUACAUAGUCUUCCUAUGAAAUGGCAAUAAUGUGGCAUAAUGCUAUGAAAUUUACUAGCUGUAAUAAAUUUAUGACAUUUUGAUUGAUAUAUUAAAAAUGAAUUUUGAAAAUUAUGGCAUCUAAAUUUCUAGGUGAUUUGCUACUAAAAAUGUUCUUUUGUGGAAUUAGUGAGCAAACAACAGAAUUAUUUUUCUUUGUAUUGCAGCUUUAAAGUAGCACACUCCACGAUAACCUACUUUUAGAGAUAGCGGUGCUACCAUGGAGUGUUGGCCACCUGAACCGCUGUUUGGGGAGAGAAGCAGUUGGAGAAUGCGUAUUAUACAGUGACCGUUUCCCUAGAGUUAAAAAUGCCUCCUCUGUGUAAGGUGUGUAGGGUACAUGUGAGGUAAACUGAGGUAUAAAAUACAGAUGAACCAAAUAAUUAGUUCUAAGUGUUGUCAUGAUUCCGAAUUCGUGGAGUCCGGUGUUUUUCCAUAGAGUGUGACAAAGGACAGUCAUAGCUCAGUAGCUACAUGUAUUUGCCUUUAUGUUAGAAGAGACUUUCUUGAGUGACAUUUUAAUAGAGGAGGCAUCCGCUAUGUUUUUCUGUAUUACAGCAGCAUAGUCCUUAGGCGCCUGGACAGAGUGAAACCAUGAGUAUUUAUGAGUUCAGUAUUGUUCAAAUAAGGCUACAGUAUUUGCUUUUUUGUGUGAAUGUAUUGCAUAUAAUGUUCAAGUAGGUGAUUUUACAUUGACGGGCAUCUGAAAUGUCUGAUUACUCCAUUUUAUCAGUCCUGACUGUACAAGAUUGUUGCAAUUUCAGAAUAGCAGUCUUAUGAAGUUAAUUUAUCUUUUUAUUUACAACAAUUUCUUUAGCUAUUCAUUUCAGCGUUAUGUUUUCCACAAUAUCCAUUUGUGG